AUGCCUCAGUACCCUGGCAUGAAUUUGUACAAAGGCAAGAUUUGCCACUCGUCAGCCUGGGAUGAAUCAUUUGAUGCCACCGGUAAGGCGAUCGCCACCAUCGGUGACGCCCGCCUUGCAGAAGGUGGCAAAGCACGUCGACCACUACGCUCGGAGUCCGACGUGGAUUGGGGUCGCCUUCACACCAGAUCUAAAGGAACGUCAGGAUGGCCCUAUAUAUAUAUUAGCGAGGAAGCCAAGGAAGCGUUCAAGGACGAGGAGACGUACCUAUGCUACCGCAAGAAGAUCGAAGAUGGCUUCUACCGAACCUUUGAAGGCAUCCUUGCAGACUCGACGACGAGCAGUAAUCUGCCGAACAAGUUCACAAAGCUCAUGAAGGACCGCCUGGACAAAGUUGGUCGAGCAGAUCUCUUGCCAAAGCUUACGCCGAACUUCCCACCUCACUGCCGCCGUCUCACACCCGGUCCAGGCUAUCUCGAAUCACUGCCCAAAGACAACGUAACACUGAUCCAGACACCAAUCGAGAGGUUCUACGUGGACGGCAUCGUGACCACCGACGGUGUGCAGCGCCCAGUAGACGCUGUAAUAUGCUCGACGGGCGCCAACACGGACUGUAUCCUCCGGUAUCUAUCGUGGCAGGCGACUGAUGUCUCCUCAGAGAGCAAGUUUGGAUUCCCGUAUAGCUACCUUGGAACCGGUGUGCCGGGCUUUCCCAACAUGAGCUUCAUCCUUGGGCCUAAUCCAGCUGGUCCAACCGGAACUCUGGUGAACUCGGCGGAGACGCAGAUUGCAUACAUUGCCAAGAUGCUCCGAAAGAUCUCAUUGCAAGGCAUCCGCACGAUGACACCCUCGAAAGAGGCAGCAGAUGAUUUCGUAGAGUCGGUUCUAGAUCCAGAUGUCACGGUGUAG
Saxophila tyrrhenica is the source of this 909-nucleotide messenger RNA. RefSeq lists its product as uncharacterized. The coding region runs from base 1 to 909 and encodes 302 amino acids. NCBI's taxonomy places the organism in Eukaryota, Fungi, Ascomycota, Dothideomycetes, Mycosphaerellales, Extremaceae. The record is from RefSeq and is a predicted model, not a curated record. The transcript is spliced from 4 exons.